UGAUCCUCUUUUUCUCUCCAUCACCGUCUCAAAAUUUAAAUAAAUCCCCGGAAGAGAAGACCAAAACCCCCCAAACCAAACAACAAUGUCUUCUUCAUCUCCAAUCCCACCUCUCUUCCCCUGCACCUGAACGCACUCGAUUCCUCCUGCUCCGCCGCCGCCUCAGGCCACCAAUCCAAACCGAUCAAUCAUGGAAGACCGCCGGAACCUGACUAAACGCGCCGCUGCCGCCGCCGGAUUAGAAAACGGAGGAGAGGAAGGCGAUACGGAGCUGUGGAAAGGGUUCGACCAGAGCUUCCGGCAGGUGCAGACGGUGCUGGAUCGGAACCGGUCGCUGAUACAGCAGGUGAACGAGAACCACCAGUCUCGGAUCCCGGACAACAUGGCGAAGAACGUGGCCCUGAUCCAGGAGCUCAACGGCAACAUUUCCAAGGUCGUCUCGCUCUACUCCGACCUCAACUCCAACUUCUCCACCCUCUUCAACAACCACCGCUCCCCCUCCACUAACGGAGGAUGAACUAAAAGACUUGCUUGGAUUUCCUCCUAACUCCGUAGACCGUAAUAAGGAAUUACUAUGGGGACUGCUUACUUUUCUGUUCAACCCGGUAAAUGAGGUACUUAUGCUUAGUCUGUUGAUAUUCCUUGCUAAUGUUCUGUUUCUGUAUGAUGACCAAUUAAUUAGGUAUGAAGAAGGUGGGCACAUCGUUUUGGAACUUGAUGCUGGGAAAUUAUGUGCUCAGAGGAGAGAGUACUCAAGUUUUAAGUAGUUUAGUGAUUAGCAUUAGUGAAGUGUCUCACCUAUAUUUGCCUGUUCUUCUAAGAGGAACAAGAUGGGGAGGAGAUUCAAAGUUGUUCUUCGGCAAUGAAACAUGAUAAACUUGUGUAAAUGUUACCAGAAUGUCUGUCGUUAACUUAAUAAAAUGCUCCCUUUUUUUUUUCAAAAAUAGAGGAUGCUAAAACAAA
Molecule: messenger RNA, 963 nt
Organism: Morus notabilis
Lineage: Eukaryota; Viridiplantae; Streptophyta; Magnoliopsida; Rosales; Moraceae
Product: protein EARLY FLOWERING 4
Exons: 3
Coding region: 191-517 (108 amino acids)
Biological process (GO): positive regulation of circadian rhythm; entrainment of circadian clock
Cellular component (GO): nucleus
Source: RefSeq, a predicted model, not a curated record